CGGGUUAUAAGAGAUUACUUCUUCGUCCGCACCUUCCUUGCCGUUGCAACCACCUUUUAGACAACCAACCUCUAGGCAAGAGCACUGAAAGGGAAUCUUCUUGCUUUGCACAGUCUUCUGCUCUACAACACGACGCCCACCCUAGAGCUCGACAGCUCUAUACUUAACGAACCAUGCGCCUCCCAGGAUUGGCGCUUGCCGCGCCGCUCAUACUGGCAGCAUCAUCAAGCGCUCGCUUCUUGAUGUAUGCCGACGAAUGGCAUCCCACUCGACCAACCAACGCAGCGGAUCGGGCAGGCAUCGACCAUGUCAUUCUUGCGUUCGCCAUGGCCAACAAUACGGCGGCGUUCCAGCCGAAGGUCCCCCUCUCCACCAUCCGCUCAGAGUUCCCCGGUGCGAAGGUCAUGAUUGCCAUCGGCGGAUGGGGUGACACGAUUGGCUUCGGUGAAGCUUCUCGAUCGCCCGCUGGAAUCAGCAGGUUUGCCCAGGACGUCAAGAUCAUGUUGGAGAACACUGGCGCUGACGGAGUUGACAUUGAUUGGGAAUACCCAGGAGGCAACGGCGCCGACUACAAGCAGGUGCCCAACUCGGAGAAGGUCUACGAGAUUGAAGCCUUCCCAAAGCUUCUUGCUGCCGUACGCUCAGCUAUCGGCAAGGACAAGAUCCUCUCCAUCGCCGUGCCUGGGAAGAAGGGCGACAUGAUUGCCUUCACUGAGCAGGCGGGUCCCCUGAUUUGGCCUUCGGUCGACUACGUCAAUGUCAUGUCCUACGACCUCAUGAACCGCCGCGACAACGUGACGGCGCACCACACGUCCGUCAAGGGCGCCACGCAAUCCAUAGAGAACUACCUCGCCAUCGGCGCCCCAGCCAACAAGCUCAACCUCGGCUUCGCCUUCUACGCCAAAUUCUUCACCACGACGCCCUCGUGCGCCCAACAACCCCCGCUCGGCUGCCCCAUCGUCGCCGCCGAGGACCCCGUCACCGGCAAGGACACCCUCACGUCCGGCGCCUGGACCUUUGAGCGCUCGCACAUGCAGCCCCUCGACCUGGCGCAACUCACCACUUCGUACGACGGGACGUGCGGACCCGAGAAGAUGACCAAGUGCGCCAGUGGCUGUUGCAGCCAGUACGGGAACUGCGGGUCCAGUCCCGAGCACUGCUCCGGCGCGUGCCAGCAUGCCUUCGGCACGGGAUGUACCGACGCGGACGUCUUUGGGAGUUGGCAGCUCGCUGCGGCCAAUGGUGUCACGGACCAUGAAGAAGGUGGGCAGUAUUACUACGACGGGCAGAAUAAUCUCUUCUGGACGUGGGAUACGCUGGAGCUGAUUGAGAGGAAGUUUGAGCAGAUUGUGAGGGCGUAUGGGUUGGGCGGGGUCAUGGCUUGGAGUCUGGGCGAGGAUAGCCAUGAUUGGAGUCAUGUGAGGAAGAUUGCGGCGGAGUUGGGGAAGACGGGCGGUGGUCCUGGUGGUGGUGGGGGGAAGAAGUCUGAGCCGCCGACCUAUGCGACGCCGGCGGAGGAUCAGCCUAAGGACGAGAUUCCAGAGGAUGAGGCUCCGCAGGAGGAGGAUCAGCAGCAGGACGACGAGGUACCGGACGAGGAGCAGUAUGGGGAGCCGGUGGAUUGGUUCUGGUUGGAUGAGAAUGGCGAGCCGUGGGAUGACGACGAUGAUGGCGCUGGGUGGUACUAGAAGGGACGGUCAGUGGCCUGACGCGAGUGGAUGAAUGGGAAAAGGAUCGGAGGGAACCACUGAGUGCGCACGCAUAUGUAAGAUCCAGGGCAACCGAGCAUGUCGUUUGAUAAGGGCGAUUAUCGAAGGACUGCUAGAAUUAGAGCGAGGACUGUUCGGAUGAACAGGCGUGGAAAUGGGAUCAAUCUUUAUCACUU
This is a messenger RNA of Westerdykella ornata, 1885 nucleotides long. RefSeq names its product glycoside hydrolase. The transcript is spliced from 4 exons. The record is from RefSeq and is a predicted model, not a curated record. Gene Ontology annotation, cellular component: extracellular region. Gene Ontology annotation, molecular function: chitinase activity; chitin binding. Lineage: Eukaryota; Fungi; Ascomycota; Dothideomycetes; Pleosporales; Sporormiaceae. The coding region runs from base 174 to 1688 and encodes 504 amino acids. Gene Ontology annotation, biological process: chitin catabolic process; carbohydrate metabolic process.